AUGGAGCAGACUAAAGCGCUCAAUGCGCUGGAGCCUUUUCUCGCACUCAGCAAGACAGCAACCUCCCCACGCGCAGCAAGCGACCUCGUAACGCAAGCUACCUCCGCGCCAAACACCUUCGUCUUUGCAGAGCUCAUACUCACCCCCAACAUCCAGAAGCUACGGGAAUCUGAACACGCUUCGUACCUCACAUUGCUCGAGAUCUUUGCUUGGGGAACAUGGGAAGACUACAAGGGCCGUAGCGAUCUUCCUAAGCUCUCAGACAAACAGCACGAGAAGCUCCUCAUGCUCUCCCUCCUCCCACUAGCCCGCUCCCACUCCACCCUCACAUACCCCGCGCUGAUGUCCGCACUCGACCUCUCCACCCCGCGCGCCCUCGAACAACUCCUCACAACCGCCAUCUACGCCGGCCUCCUCACCGCCACUCUCGACCCAGCACAUUCCGUCGUCUCAGUAACCAGCGUUGCACCCCUUCGCGACCUCGCACCGGGCUCGCUCCCCGCGCUGCAAGCCACCCUCGCCAACUGGUCGAACCGAUGCGGCUCCGCGCUCGAGGAUCUGGAACUGCGUGUUGCGGAGGUCAGGAAAGCAGCUGUGGAGCGCGAAAUGCUGAGGCGGAAGAAGGAAAGAGCCUUGGAAGUUAUGCUGCAGUUGAGCGAGGAUAAGGGGAAGGGCGGAGGACAGAGGCGGGAUGAGGGUUAUGAGGAUAUGAUGGACGUGGAUGAGCAGGGUGGAAGCGGGAGGCAGACGAGGGGUAUGAAGCGGGGGUUCGCAGGCGGGUUCUCGGGUUUGGGGAAGAGACUUGGUUGA
Didymosphaeria variabile is the source of this 810-nucleotide messenger RNA. RefSeq lists its product as uncharacterized. The coding region runs from base 1 to 810 and encodes 269 amino acids. The transcript has 2 exons. Gene Ontology annotation, cellular component: COP9 signalosome. The record is from RefSeq and is a predicted model, not a curated record. NCBI's taxonomy places the organism in Eukaryota, Fungi, Ascomycota, Dothideomycetes, Pleosporales, Didymosphaeriaceae.